AGGGAGAAAAAUGUCCGGCAACUGCCUUGUUGUCAUCCAGCUUUCCUACUGCAAGGAGGCUGAAGGAUGGGGCUUUUAAGAAACGUCACUGCAACUAGAUCCAAGGGUGCAGCCUGACUCACUGCAGCACAAUGCAGCUGCCUGUGCAUCGGGGACAGACACAGGGGAAAGCAGCCACCAGCGCCGCUGCUGCCAGCACACAGAGCUGGUCACUGGGAGCAUUUCUGAACUGAGGAUCUGUAGAAGCUUGGAAAUUCCUCCUACAACUGGGUCGGGGCCCAGUGAGGUGGGGCUCAGGUCGAGGCUGUAGACAGGAGGCGGUGCUCCCAGCCCACCUCUCACCCUACCGCGCCUUGGGAGAGCUGGGAACUAGGCUGUUCACAGGGUCAGGGAGGCCAGCCCAGGACCCUCCCUCCCUGGGGAAAACAAUCACGAGGGUGCUGGUCCUCCUUGGACCAUACCUGGCUAGAGCAAAGCCUGCGAGCAGCCUGCAGCAGGCGCUUCUGGUUAUGGCAGCUCAGAAAUGAAAGCAGCAGCCACGCCUCUGAGAGCUGCAGGGAGAGCUGUGCCCAGCAAAUGAGAAAAAUAAGAACUAAUCCUGGACUCAGAGGAAGAGGAGCGCGGAGCAUCUCUCUCCUGCUCCUUGGUGUCCUUUACAUGAGGACUCCCUGCCCUCUGGGGGGUAAAUCUGCAGAACCUUCCUCUGUGCUCUGACCCCCUGCUGACAUCACUAACCUGUGACAGAAACAUCCCCACCCGGUACCUGCUCCUCCUGCGGCUCCCAGCCCAGCCUGGAGCCUCUUUGUAUGCCGCGGACAUGGCCAGCCAGCAGGACUCUGGCUUCUUUGAGAUCAGCAUCAAAUAUUUACUGAAAUCCUGGAGUAAUACUUCUCCUGUCGGCAACGGUUAUAUCAAGCCUCCAGUUCCACCUGUGUCUGGUACACAAAGGGAAAAAGGGCCACCAACCAUGUUACCCAUCAAUGUGGACCCAGACAGCAAACCAGGGGAAUAUGUCCUCAAGAGUUUAUUUGUCAACUUCACCACCCAGGCUGAGCGCAAGAUUCGCAUCAUCAUGGCAGAACCACUGGAAAAGCCAUUGACGAAAUCCCUACAACGUGGAGAGGACCUGCAAUUUGAUCAAGUCAUCAGCUCAAUGAGCUCUCUUUCUGAGUACUGCCUGCCUUCCAUUCUGCGCACAUUGUUUGACUGGUAUAAAAGGCAAAAUGACAUUGAGGAUGAAUCACACGAAUACAGACCAAGAACAAGCAAUAAAUCAAAAAGUGAUGAACAGCAGCGAGAUUAUUUAAUGGAAAGACGGGACCUCGCCAUUGAUUUUAUUUUUUCUUUAGUAUUAAUAGAAGUUUUAAAACAGAUUCCACUUCAUCCUGUAUUAGACAGUUUAAUACAUGACGUUAUUAACUUGGCUUUCAAGCACUUUAAAUACAAAGAAGGGUACCUUGGUCCUAACACUGGUAAUAUGCACAUUGUGGCAGACCUGUAUGCAGAAGUCAUUGGAGUGCUGGCACAAGCUAAAUUCCAUUCUGUGAAGAAGAAAUUUAUGGCAGAGCUCAAAGAAUUACGACAUAAGGAGCAGAGCCCAUAUGUUGUUCAAAGCAUCAUCAGCCUGAUAAUGGGGAUGAAAUUCUUUCGGAUUAAGAUGUACCCAGUGGAGGACUUUGAGGCCUCGCUUCAGUUUAUGCAGGAAUGUGCACAUUAUUUCCUGGAGGUCAAAGACAAAGACAUCAAGCAUGCCCUGGCCGGGCUUUUUGUUGAAAUUCUUGUCCCAGUUGCUGCUGCUGUUAAAAAUGAAGUCAAUGUCCCCUGCCUUAGAAACUUUGUUGAAAGUCUGUAUGAUACCACGCUGGAACUUUCUUCUCGAAAGAAGCAUUCCUUGGCCUUGUACCCCCUCGUCACCUGUCUGCUCUGUGUCAGUCAGAAGCAGCUGUUCCUGAACAGGUGGCACAUUUUCCUCAACAACUGCUUAUCCAACCUUAAGAAUAAAGACCCCAAGAUGGCUCGAGUUGCACUGGAAUCUCUGUACAGAUUACUUUGGGUUUACAUGAUUCGAAUUAAAUGUGAAAGCAACACAGCUACUCAGAGCCGUCUUAUAACCAUCAUCACAACACUUUUCCCCAAAGGGUCUCGUGGUGUGGUGCCAAGGGAUAUGCCUCUGAACAUCUUUGUGAAAAUUAUUCAAUUCAUUGCCCAGGAACGUUUAGAUUUUGCAAUGAAAGAAAUCAUUUUUGAUUUUCUUUGUGUGGGAAAGCCAGCAAAAGCUUUCAGUCUCAACCCGGAGAGAAUGAACAUCGGUUUAAGGGCCUUCUUGGUCAUAGCUGAUAGCUUACAGCAGAAAGACGGCGAACCACCCAUGCCCGUUACAGGCGCUGUCCUCCCAUCAGGAAACACGUUGAGAGUGAAGAAAACAUAUUUGAGUAAAACACUCACUGAAGAGGAGGCCAAAAUGAUAGGCAUGUCAUUAUAUUAUUCUCAAGUACGAAAAGCUGUGGACAGCAUUUUAAGGCACCUUGAUAAAGAAGUAGGAAGGUGUAUGAUGCUAACUAACGUCCAGAUGUUAAACAAAGAACCUGAGGACAUGAUCACGGGUGAGAGAAAGCCCAAAAUAGACCUUUUCAGGACAUGUGUUGCUGCUAUUCCCCGGCUGCUUCCUGAUGGGAUGUCAAAACUUGAACUCAUCGACUUGCUGGCUAGGCUCUCCAUUCACAUGGAUGAUGAACUGCGCCAUAUUGCACAAAAUUCUCUUCAGGGUUUGCUGGUUGACUUCCCAGACUGGAGGGAAGAUGUCCUAUUUGGCUUCACCACCUUCCUGCUCCGUGAAGUAAAUGACAUGCAUUACAGCCUCCUGGACUCCUCCCUGAAGUUACUGCUCCAGCUGCUCACCCAGUGGAAACUGGUCAUACAAACUCAAGGAAAAGUCUACGAGCAAGCCAACAAAAUCAGAAAUUCAGAGUUUAUUGCAAAUGGCUCCAGCCACCGAAUGCAGUCGGAACGAAGUCCCCAUUGCAGUGUCCUCCAUGCUGUGGAAGGCUUUGCUCUGGUUUUACUCUGCAGUUUUCAGGUGGCCACACGCAAACUGUCCGUUUUAAUACUCAAGGAAAUCCGAGCUUUAUUUCUUGUCCUGGGUCAGCCUGAGGAUGACGACAGGCCUAUGAUUGAUGUCAUGGAUCAGCUAAGUUCUUCCAUUCUUGAAAGUUUUAUUCAUGUAGCAGUUUCGGACUCAGCCACCUUACCACUGACCCACAGUGUGGAUCUUCAGUGGUUGGUAGAGUGGAAUGCGGUCCUGGUCAACAGCCAUUAUGAUGUGAAGAGCCCAUCCCACGUCUGGAUAUUCGCUCAGUCUGUCAAAGACCCCUGGGUCCUCUGUCUGUUCAGUUUCCUGCGGCAGGAGAACUUGCCCAAGCAUUGUCCCACGGCCCUCAGCUAUGCCUGGCCCUAUGCCUUCACUCGGCUCCAGUCAGUCAUGCCUCUGGUGGACCCCAAUAGCCCAAUUAAUGCCAAGAAAACCAGCACUGCUGGCAGCGGAGACAACUAUGUGACCUUGUGGAGAAACUACCUCAUUCUUUGCUUUGGAGUUGCAAAACCCAGUAUCAUGAGCCCGGGACACUUAAGAGCUUCGACUCCAGAAAUAAUGGCGACCACGCCUGAUGGUACAGUGAGCUACGAUAACAAGGCCAUGGGCACCCCAUCGGUGGGAGUUUUGUUAAAGCAGUUGGUGCCUUUGAUGAGACUAGAGGGCAUUGAAAUCACAGAGUCCUUAGUUUUAGGAUUUGGAAGAACAAAUUCUCUUGUUUUCAGAGAAUUGGUAGAAGAACUUCAUCCAUUAAUGAAAGAAGCUCUGGAACGAAGACCCGAGAACAAAAAACGCCGAGAACGGCGGGACUUGUUAAGACUACAGUUACUUCGAAUUUUUGAACUUCUGGCUGAUGCUGGUGUAAUAAGUGACAGCACAAAUGGAGCCUUAGAACGGGAUACUUUAGCCCUUGGAGCUUUGUUCCUAGAGUAUGUGGACCUGACCCGCAUGCUGCUAGAAGCUGAAAAUGAUAAAGAAGUUGAAAUUCUUAAAGAUAUCCGGGCACAUUUUAGUGCCAUGGUCGCCAACUUGAUUCAAUGUGUUCCAGUUCACCACAGGAGAUUUCUCUUCCCCCAGCAAAGCCUGAGGCACCAUCUUUUCAUCUUGUUCAGCCAGUGGGCAGGGCCCUUCAGCAUUAUGUUCACACCCCUGGAUCGAUACAGUGACAGGAACCAUCAGAUCACAAGAUACCAGUAUUGUGCCUUAAAGGCAAUGUCAGCAGUGUUAUGCUGCGGCCCCGUGUUUGACAACGUGGGCCUUUCCCCAGAUGGCUACCUAUAUAAGUGGCUUGACAACAUUCUGGCUUGUCAAGAUUUACGAGUUCAUCAACUUGGCUGUGAAGUUGUCGUCUUACUCUUGGAACUUAAUCCUGACCAAAUAAAUCUUUUUAAUUGGGCAAUUGACCGAUGCUACACAGGUUCCUACCAACUUGCAUCUGGCUGCUUCAAAGCCAUAGCAACUGUAUGUGGAAGCAGGAACUAUCCCUUCGACAUAGUGACAUUGCUAAACCUUGUUCUAUUUAAGGCCUCUGACACCAACAGAGAAACCUAUGAAAUCUCCAUGCAGCUCAUGCAGAUCCUUGAAGCAAAGCUUUUUGUUUACUCAAAGAAAGUAGCUGAACAAAGGCCUGGCAGUAUUCUCUAUGGAACCCACGGCCCAUUGCCACCCCUCUACAGCAUGUCACUAGCCCUCUUGUCAUGUGAACUGGCCAGGAUGUAUCCCGAGCUCACUCUCCCGCUCUUCUCAGAGGUAAGCCAGAGGUUCCCCACAACGCACCCAAAUGGGCGUCAGAUUAUGCUCACCUACCUGCUGCCCUGGCUGCACAACAUCGAGCUGGUGGACAGCAAACUCCUCCUCCCGGGGUCGAGCCCCAGUAGUCCAGAGGAUGACAGCAAGAACCAGGAAGGAGAAGUGACCACUUCUCAUGGGCUGAAAGGGAAUGGCUGGGGCUCCCCAGAAGCUACGUCUCUAGUCCUGAAUAACCUCAUGUACAUGACGGCGAAGUAUGGGGAUGAAGUUCCUGGACCGGAAAUGGAAAAUGUUUGGAAUGCUCUAGCCAACAAUGAGAAGUGGAGUAACAACUUGAGGGUCACUCUGCAGUUUCUGAUCAGCCUGUGUGGGGUUAGCAGUGACACACUUCUCUUGCCCUAUAUUAAAAAGGUGGUGAUAUACUUGUGCCGUAAUAACACCAUUCAAACCAUGGAAGAGCUGCUCUUUGAGCUGCAGCAGACGGAGCCCGUGAACCCCAUCGUCCAGCACUGUGACAACCCACCGUUCUACCACUUUGCUGCCAGCAGCAAGGUCUCCACAGCAGCCUCUGGAACCACCUCCAGCAGCAACACAGUGGUUGCCGGCCAGGACAGUUUCCCAGACGCUGAGGAGGGCAAGAUCAUGAAAGAGUCUGAUGAGAGGUUUAAUAACGUCAUCAGAGCCCAUACUCGCCUGGAGUCAAGGUACAGCAAUAGCUCUGGAGGGUCGUAUGAUGAGGAUAAAAGGUCUGUAUCUGUGCCAUCCAAACCCAACAGCCAAGUCUCUGGAGCACAGGCCGUGAGUUCCAGGAGGGACUAGAUUUCACAGAUGGGAGAAUAGUACCAAGAAAUGGAGAGCUGUCGGUUUAAGAAAAGUCUGGUUGCUAUAUAUUUUGUAACCCAAAAUUUGAGGACAGAAAAAAUGAAUCAUGAAAAUGUUAAGCAGUCAAAUACUUCCCCAGUAUGUGGCAGG
Myotis brandtii (Brandt's bat) is the source of this 5809-nucleotide messenger RNA. RefSeq names its product furry homolog (Drosophila) (gene FRY). The transcript has 37 exons. Bases 818 to 5656 code for a protein of 1612 amino acids. Gene Ontology annotation, biological process: neuron projection development; cell morphogenesis. The record is from RefSeq and is a predicted model, not a curated record. NCBI's taxonomy places the organism in Eukaryota, Metazoa, Chordata, Mammalia, Chiroptera, Vespertilionidae. Gene Ontology annotation, cellular component: site of polarized growth; cell cortex.